Cricetulus griseus (Chinese hamster) is the source of this 399-nucleotide messenger RNA. The record is from RefSeq and is a predicted model, not a curated record. NCBI's taxonomy places the organism in Eukaryota, Metazoa, Chordata, Mammalia, Rodentia, Cricetidae.
AUGGGAGAUGGUGUCACCCCUGCUAAGUCUAAGAUUCCUCCCCUUACCUCAGCCCUCUUCCCCCAACAGGCAGAGCUUGGCAAGCCCCGGGAGAGAAGCUGCAGCCUGCCUGGCAUCAACUUCAAUUAUGGACUCUACAUCCGGGGGAUAGAUGGAGGAGUCCCCGAAGCCAUUGGACACUGGAAUGUGUUUAAGCAGCAACCCACCUGCCCCCACGAGCUGACCCGGAAUUAUAUUGCCAUGAACCGUGGGGCUGUCAAAGCUGGCUUGGUGACUGCCAGGGAAAAUAUGCUCUAUCGUGAACUUAAUGACAUCAGAAUCAGCGACCAGGAAGACCGGAGACAGAAGGAGCCACCCUCUGUCCCUCCCAAUGUGACUUUUGGGAUCCGUUCACGGUAA